Schistosoma rodhaini is the source of this 201-nucleotide messenger RNA. NCBI's taxonomy places the organism in Eukaryota, Metazoa, Platyhelminthes, Trematoda, Strigeidida, Schistosomatidae. The record is from the annotation of a GenBank genome assembly.
AUGCUACUGGAAUUACUUAUGACGUCUGAGCUAGAUGUAUAUCAGCCACCCAAAAUUGACGAUAUUUUGAUUAAUGUUAUCGAGGAGCACGUCCUUACUGAUAUCCAUGGAUUUCAGUUUCAAUUAGAGCAGUUUACUCAUGCGCCGUUUUUAACUCCUCGGUGUAACGGGCUUCAAACUCUGAGCAGUCAACAUGCUUAA